CCUGGACCUCUGCCUCUCAAACACAUGUCUGAAGCGUCUCAUUAACGAGUUGUCCCACCGCAAAGCUAUACCGUAUAUCACCGGCAGAUGGCGCUAGAAGUUUGAAUGAGUAACCACCAGUUUUCGGGUACCACCAGUCAGGCGCGCUCUAGCAAGCGCGGAGGAGAGUUCCCCAGAUGCGAGUCGCGACGAGCUGUAAGCGCUUCAUUCGACUUCGCACACGCUUGCUCAACGGGGUGCGCAGCCAUCGACUGCGAGAAGUCUUUGUAGCAGUAGCAGCUAGACGAUCCCUUUACCUAAAGCUCACUUUCACAGUACAGAGAAAAGGGACCAUGAAGACAGCCAUCUGGAGUUAUCGUUUUGCGGAUAGUAUCCAGCCCCACCGAUCGCUCCCACACACGGACGACUGAAUGACGAGCGAGGAUGGCUGGAGGAAGGAGAGGACUUGUAGCCCCGCAAAACACUUUUUUAGAAAAUAUUGUCAGACGAUCUAACGAUACCAAUUUUGUCCUUGGGAAUGCUCAGAUCGUGGACUGGCCCAUCGUCUACAGCAACGAUGGCUUCUGCAAGCUGUCGGGGUACCACAGGGCGGAAGUCAUGCAGAAGAGCAGCACAUGCAGCUUCAUGUACGGGGAGCUCACAGACAAGGAUACUAGCGAGAAAGUACGGCUAACGUUUGAAAACUACGAGAUGAACUCAUUUGAAAUACUAAUGUAUAAAAAAAACAGAACGCCGGUAUGGUUCUUUGUCAAGAUAGCCCCUAUACGAAACGAACAGGAAAAAGUGGUGCUGUUUCUGUGCACCUUCAGUGACAUCACAGCCUUUAAACAACCAAUAGAAGAUGAAACUUCAAAAGGUUGGGGGAAGUUUGCCCGGCUAACUCGUGCUCUGACCAGCAGUAGAGGGGUGUUACAGCAGCUACAGCCUACUGUACACAAGGGAGAGAACGUUCACAAGCACUCCCGCCUAGCCGAGGUCCUCCAGCUGGGCUCAGACAUCCUCCCCCAGUACAAGCAGGAGACGCCCAAGACGCCGCCCCACAUCAUCCUCCACUACUGCGCCUUCAAGACCACCUGGGACUGGGUCAUCCUCAUCCUCACCUUCUACACGGCCAUUAUGGUUCCUUACAACGUCUCCUUCAAGACCAAGCAGAACAACGUGACGUGGCUGGUGGUGGACAGCAUCGUAGACGUAAUCUUCCUGGUGGACAUCGUACUCAACUUCCACACUACCUUCGUGGGCCCGGCCGGAGAGGUCAUCUCUGACCCCAAGCUCAUCAGGAUGAACUACCUGAAGACCUGGUUCGUCAUCGACCUGCUCUCCUGCCUGCCUUACGACGUCAUCAACGCCUUCGAGAACGUGGACGAGGGGAUCAGCAGUCUGUUCAGUUCUCUGAAGGUUGUCCGGUUGCUGCGCUUGGGCAGAGUAGCCCGUAAACUGGACCACUACAUUGAGUAUGGAGCCGCCGUCCUCGUCCUGUUGGUGUGUGUCUUCGGCCUGGCUGCCCACUGGUUGGCCUGCAUCUGGUACAGCAUCGGUGACUAUGAGGUGAUAGACGAGGAGACAGGCAUCCUGCGGACAGACAGCUGGCUGUACAUGCUGGGGGAGACAGUGGGCUCGCCAUACCGCUUCAACGCCAGCGGAACAGGGAAGUGGGAGGGCGGCCCCAACAAAGACUCGGUCUACAUCACAUCUCUAUACUUCACCAUGACCUCUCUGACCAGUAUAGGGUUCGGAAACAUCGCCCCCACCACCGACGGAGAGAAGAUCUUCGCUGUCGCCAUGAUGAUGAUUGGAUCCCUGCUUUACGCCACCAUCUUCGGUAACGUCACCACCAUCUUCCAGCAGAUGUACGCCAACACCAACCGCUACCACGAGAUGCUGAACAGCGUCCGUGACUUCCUCAAACUCUACCAAGUGCCCAAGGGGCUGAGCGAGAGGGUCAUGGAUUACAUCGCCUCCACCUGGUCCAUGUCCCGGGGCAUAGAUACUGAAAAGGUAUUGCAGAUAUGCCCUAAAGACAUGAGGGCAGAUAUCUGCGUCCACCUGAACAGGAAAGUCUUCAAAGAACACCCUGCGUUCAGGUUGGCCAGUGACGGUUGCCUGCGUGCCCUGGCCAUGGAGUUCCAGACUAUCCACUGUGCCCCUGGUGACCUCAUCUACCAUGCCGGAGAGAGCGUGGACAGCCUCUGUUUCGUGGUGUCAGGAUCCCUGGAGGUCAUCCAAGAUGACGAGGUGGUGGCCAUCUUAGGUAAGGGGGACGUGUUUGGGGAUGUGUUCUGGAAGGAGGUGACCCUGACCCAGGCUUGUGCCAAUGUGCGUGCCCUGACCUACUGUGAUCUCCAUGUCAUUAAACGGGAUGCCCUGCAGAAGGUUCUGGAGUUCUACACGGCCUUCUCUAACCACUUUUCACGGAACCUGCUGCUUACUUACAACCUGCGGAAGAGGAUUGUGUUCAGAAAAAUCAGCGAUGUGAAACGGGAGGAAGAGGAGCGCCUGAGACGAAAGAAUGAAGCACCCCUCAAUCUCCCGCCGGACCACCCGGUGCGUCGGCUCUUCCAGCGGUUCCGUCAGCAGAAGGAGGCCCGUAUACAUCAGGAGCGGGCCAACCCAUCCGAUGACAUGGAGAGAGGUCAAACUGUGAAUGUCGAGCCCACUCCCAUCCAUGAAAUCAUCGCCACCACCAGCAUUGUCACUGUUACCGAAAGCCCAGCCACACCCAUUUUGGCCUCCACAAUCUCCAGCCCGUCAGACAAAGCCAAGCUCCAGGCCCCGUCUCUCCGAGUGUUCGAGCCGGCCAAGGUCAAAGGCUGGGGACGCUUCAAGGACUCCAUGAUCAAGGAGUCCAACUGGAACAAGGUGUCCAAAGCAGAGUCCAUGGAGACGCUAGCCGAGCGGACUAAGGCAGGGGCAGCCCACGAGUCCCAGACCUCGCUGAAGAAAACCAACUCGUGCGACAGCGGCAUCACCAAGAGCGAUCUGCGUCUAGACAACGUGGGGGACAGCUCCCGCACCACGCCACAGAACCACAGCCCUGUGGCACCCCCUGAGGUGGCCAAGCAGCACGCCUUCUACCCCAUCCCAGAGCAGACUCUCCAGGCUUCUGUUCUGGAGCUCAAGCUGGAGCUCAAAGAGGACUUGAAGGCCUUAAACACCCGCAUGGCUGGCCUGGAGGCACAGCUAGCAGAAGCUCUGAAGCUCCUCAAGGUCCAAAGGAGAGCUCCCAGCUCCCCCAAGCCUCUUUUUGAGAUCUCUAGACCCACCACACCAGACUCGGACAAGGAGGACAUAUUUUCGUAGAAGCAAAAAGGGACUUACGUUGAGAGUGUGAAGACAGGCAACAGAUUCAGAAAAUCUUUAUUGUCCCAAUGCUGGGCAAUUUGGUCACAGGGCCACAGAUUCUGGGAGUUGUUGGUGUAUCUCAGCUGAGGCCGUUUAUUGGCCCUCACCUUGCCGAUGCCUGUGAAAGCAGCAGAUGAUGGAGCUACGAUGCUGUUAAUUUAAAGAGGAUCUGGUGGUUUUACCCGUGGGCUAUGGAACCUUGGAGUUGAACCCGUCGGUCAUUCUGGAGAAUCUGAGGUGUGCACAGUGAAAGGGGUCUAGGUCCACUGCAGUGACCUUUAGACCACCAUAGGUUUGGCUACCCUCUCUGUGACCCACAGACACAGGUUCACAGCUGUACUCUUGUGUUCUCCUGGUCUGCUUGUGCACAUCGGCUGUAUAUUUAAGUUGCUACUUUUUUCCACCAGUCCAUGGAGUUCAAGAGCAGAGCAGCAACAAAUGCGUUAUUAUUCACUGUCAUUAUCCUUGUAGAUCUCCAAUGGGACCACUAUCUUUAGUGGUUCUCAGAGUACAGUAUCUAUAAGGGGUGAAUCCAUCUUUUGCUUUUCCACUAUCUUUGAACCAGUGCACAAUGCAUUCUGUAUGUAUUCACGAUGUCAUUCUAUCACCGUGUAAUACUUUACAAGACUGUAUGCAUACCUUGGUGUUGCCUUUAUAAAUACAAAAAGGCUAUAGAAGUAUUCAGCACAGGUGAUACUGUAUAUUGAGCUUUGCACUUGCUAUAAGCAUUCAAUAUAGAUCUUGCUCCUGACAAUGCAUUACACACAGAUGGUUCACAGAACGUAUUACAGUAGGUUGUUUUUACUACUGUACUCUGUCAUCAUUGGAUCACCUUGUAGCCAUCUUCUUUAAACCAGACGAAGGAGGCUGUGUUGACCAAUCAGAGCUCAGGACCAUUAGGUUUCAACCAAUCAAUCUUUUGGUCUGUGCGCAGAGAACCCUGACUGGCCAAUCAAAGACCAGCAUGGUCUUUUGAAAGAACUCCAACCCCCUUUUAGACUGACUGACCAUCACCGUAUGUCUUAUCAGAUCAAACAGAGAACUGCUAUAUAUAGCCAAGAAACCAACAAACAACCACCUUUGUUGACUGGUUCGUCUUUAUUCUUGGCCGAUGGUUACAAUGCUGGGAAUUACUCUUAAGGAACUGCGUCAGUUGCACUAACAACGCUCCAUCAUGGCGACAUGUGUUGUUUGCAUGUGGAGGUUGUAUUAUUUAACUGAUUCUUAGUUUAUGUUUGUCAAACAUGGCUCUCUGACACUGUACUUGUGAAACGAAUUGAAAAAGUAUUUCAACAUUUACUGUGUAACUGGGUCUUCCAAAAAACAUACUUUUUCAAGACACUUCACUGCAAAGUAUGACUUGCUUCAUGACUUGCGUUGAUCGACACACAUUACUGUUUGGCGUUGCCGUUUUCCGUAGGCUAGCCUACUGAUUGAUAUUCAGUAAUGGAGUUCCAAGCAUGAGCAAAGGCAAACAGAACUUUGAGGCCUAUGAAUUAGUAACCAAUGUACAUUUUUUAAAUCUAAUUUAUAUCCAGGACAUGUUGAUCUCCUUCUGUCCGGAACUUUCACUAAUUGGAACCUAGCGGUUACAAAGUUUUCACGUCUUCAAUGAUGUGGGCACCUUCAAUGGGUUUCAUUAAUUUGAGACCUAAGCCUAAUCACACCCUAGCAGUAUCAUGUUAAUAUUUGAAAAUAUUAUGAUCUUAAUGUUAACUGCUGCCAAAGUUCCUCCCAUCACUAUAUGGGACCAACUGGCGUUUGGGCCCUGGUUUGCCACAAGACAGUGUUAGCCUGAGCUUAAGCGUAGGCAUUAGUUCGGUAAGCCAACGCAAGUCUUCAGGUCUCAGGCAAGGUUACUCAUCCCGUGAGUGGGAUUUACUAAACCAGCUUCAUUACAUAUACAUGUAGUUCAUUAUUAGUCUUAGGUGAGGUCUCCACUAAUAGUUGUGUUUUCAUUGGGCUACAUAAUGGCAACAUUGUGUUACAUAACAGCUGAAAUGUUCUACAUAGCCCACAAAUGGCUAGAAAAGGACAGCUGCAACACCGCACUCCUUUAAGUUUUCACUUUCAAUUCAUGCAAUUUAUUAGUGACAAAUUGUAUUAAAAGUAUGUACAGUUGAAGUCGGAAGUUUACAUACACUUAGGUUGGAGUCAUUAAAACUCGUUUUUCAACCAUUCCACAAAUUAUAGUUUUGGCAAGUCGGUUAGGACAUCUAUUUUGUGCAUGGCACAAGUCAUUUUUCCAACAAUUGUUUACAGACAGAUUAAUUCACUGUAUCACAAUUCCAGUGGGUCAGAAGUUUACAUACACUAAGUUGACUGUGCCUUAAAACAACUUGGAAAAUUCCAGAAAAUGAUGUCAUGGCUUUAGAAGCUUCUGAUAGGCUAAUUGACAUCAUUUGAGUCAAUUGGAGGUGCACCUGUGGAUGUAUUUCAAGGCCUACCUUCAAACUCCCUGCCUCUUUGCUUGACAUCAUGGGAAAAUCAAAAGAAAUCACCCAAGACCUCAGAAAAUAAAUUGUAGACCUCCUGGUUUAUCCUUGGGAGCAAUUUCCAAAUGCCUGAAGGUACCACGUUCAUCUGUACAAACAAUAGUACGCAAGUAUAAACACCAUGGGACCACGCAGCCGUCAUACCGCUCAGGAAGGAGACGCGUUCUGUCUCCUAGAGAUGAACGUACUUUGGUGUGAAAAGUGCAAAUCAAUAGCAAAGGACCUUGUGAAGAUGCUGGAGGAAACAGGUACAAAGGUAUCUAUAGCCACAGUAAAACAAGUCCUAUAUCGACAUAACCUGAAAGGCCGCUCAGCAAGGAAGAAGCCAAUGCUCCAAAAAGAAAACGCCAUAAAAAAGCCCGACUAUGGUUUGCAACUGCACAUGGGGACAAAGAUCGUACUUUUUGGAGAAAUGUCCUCUGGUCUGAUGAAACAAAAAUAGAACUGUUUGGCCAUAAUGAUAAUGAUAUGUUUGGAGGAAAACGGGGGACGCUUGCAAGUCGAAGAACACCAUCCCAAACGUGAAGCACGGGGGUGGCAGCAUCAUGUUGUGGGGGUGCUUUGCUGCAGGAGGGACUGGUGCACUUCACAAAAUAGAUGGCAUCAUGAGGUUGGACAAUUAUGUGGAUAUAUUGAAGCAACAUCACAAGAAAUCAGUCAGGAAGUUAAAACUUGGUCACAAAUGGGUCUUCCAAAUGGACAAUGAACCAAAGCAUACUUCCAAAGUUGUGGCAAAAAGGCUUAAGGACAACAAAGUCAAGGUAUUGGAGUGGCCAUCACAAAGCCCUGACCUCAAUCCUAUAGAGAAUUUGUGGGCAGAACUAAAAAAACGUGGGCGAGCAAGGAGGCCUACAAGCCUGACUCAGUUACACCAGCUCUGUCAGGAGGAAUGGGCCAAAAUUCACCCAACUUAUUGUGGGAAGCUUGUGGAAGGCUACCUGAAAUGUUUGACCCAAGUUAAACAAUUUAAAGGCAAUGCUACCAAAUACUAAUUGAGUGUAUGUAAACUUCUGACCCACUGGGAAUGUGAAUAAAUAAAUAAAAGGUGAAAUUAAUCAUUCUUUCUGCUAUUAUUCUGACAUUUCACAUUCUUAAAAUAAAGUGGUGAUCCUAACUGACAUAAGACAGGGAAUUUUUACUUGGAUUAAAUAUCAGGAAUUGUGAAAAACGGUGUUUGAAUGUAUUUGGCUAAGGUGUAUGUAAACUUCUGACUAAGAGGGGGGGGGGGGGGGGACAGGUCUCUCUCUGCAGUAACAAUGCAUUAACUAAAUCAAACCCAUAUCGUGUUACAUUAGGCUAUUAGCCUGUUACCUUAUUUCACUUUAAAUUAUUUCAGAUACAGUGGAAAGAAAAAUUGUGUGAACCCUUUGAAAUUACUUGAAUUUCUGCAUAAAUUUGACGUAACAUUUGAUCUGAUAUUGACCUAAUUCACAACAAUGGGCAAACAGUGUGCUUAAACUAAUAACACACAAAUUAGUUUAUUUUUCUUGUCUAUAUUGAAUACAUCAUUUAAACAUUCACAGUGUGGGUUGGAAAAAGUAUGUGAACCCCUAGGCUAAUGACUUCUCCAAAAGCUAAUUGGAGGCAGGAGUCAUCUAACCUGGAGUCUAAUCAAUGAGGCGAGAUUGGAUAUGUUGUUUAGAGAUGCCCUGCCCUAUAAAAAACAUUUACAAAAUUUGAGUUUGCUAUUCACAAGAAGCAUUUCCUGAUGUGAACCAUGCCUCGAACAAAAGAUUUCUCAGAAGACCUAAAAUUAAGAAUUGGGUUACAAGAGUAUCUCUUAAAGCCUUGAUGUUCAUCAUUCCACAGGAAGACAAAUUGUCUAUAAAUGGAGAAAGUUCAGCACUGUUGCUACUCUCCCUAGGAGUGGCCGUCCUGCAAAGAUAACCUCAUUGAGCAUUCUGUGCUGUGCUCUUACAGUUAAGAAUCCUAGAGUGUCAGCUAAAGACUUACAGAAAUCUCUGUAACAUGCUAACAUCUCUGUUGACGAUUCUAUGAUAUGUGAAACACUAAACAAGAAUGGUGUUCAUUGGAGGACAUCACCAGAGAACCCAUUGCUGUCCAAAAAAAAACAUUGCUGCACGUCUGAAGUUCGCAAAAGUGCACCUGGAUGUUCCACAGCGCUACUGGCAAAAUAUUCUGUGGACAGAUGAAACUAAAGUUGAGUUGUUUGGAAGGAACACGCAACACUGUGUGGAGAAAAAAAAGGCACAGAACACAAACAUCAAAACCUCAUCCCAACUGUAAAGUAUGGUGGAGUGAGCAUCAUGGUUUGGGACUGCUUUACUGCCUCAGGGCCUGGACAGCUUGCCAUCGACAGAAAAGGGAAUUCCCAAGUUUAUCAAGACAUUUGGUAUGAGAAUGUAAGGCUAUCUGUCUGCCAAUUGAAGCUCAACAGAAGUUGGGUGAUGCAACAGGACAACGACCAAAAACACAGAAGUAAAUCAACAACAGAAUGGCUUCAACAGAAGAAAAUGGCCCAGUCAGAGUCCUGACAUCAACCCGAUGGAGAUGUGGAGCUUGACCUCGAGAGCAGUUCACACCAGACAUUACAAAACUGUUUCAGUUCAGUAAUAUUUUUGUGAAGACAAUGGUCCAACAUUCCUCCUGACCGUUGUGCAGGUCUGAUCUGCAAUUACAGAAAACGUUUUUUAUUUGAGGUUAUUGCUGCCAAAGUAGGGUCAACCAGUUAUUAAAACCAAGGGUUAACAUACUUUUCCCACCCUGCACUGGCAAUGUUUACACGUUGUGUUCAAUAAAGACAUGAAAACAUAUAAUUGUUUGUGUGUUAUUAGGUUAAGCAGACUGUGUUUGUCUAUUGUUGUGACUUAGAUGAAGCUCAAAUAAAAUCUUAUGACCAAUUGAUGCAGAAGUCCAGGUAAUUCCAAAGGGUUCACAUACUUUUUCUUGUCACUGUAUAUAUUUUGAAGAAAACCGUUACGAUUACAGUAUACAAUGUUUACAGAACAUGGGUUUUUAGAAAAUGUGCAUCGCUAGGUGUUUAUAUAUAGAGAUUAAAGGGUCAUGAAUGAGUUUUCUUUCACUUACGUGUGAAUAAGUCUCAUACAGUAGGUUUGUUUUGGACAGUGCUGUACUCCACAAAGAGCUUGCUUACAUAACUAGCAUUCUGAGAUCAGCUCCUGUACGCAAGCAACAGCUCUCCAUGUUAGUUCUUUCAAAAGUCCUGAUUUUGAUCAUUUGUCCAUGCUGAAAUCUUAUGGAAACGACGACUUAUGAAUGUUACCAUAUUUAUCCAUACACAACAUGGAAUGUGGAGGAUCUUCACUUAGACAAUAUUAUCAAUACUUAUGAAUAGUAUAAUUACGAUCCUGGCCAGAUAUUAAUUGUAGUUAACAGAAACACUUUACGUAAAGCCAACAUGUCAAGUGCUUUAUGACUUGUUUAUAAGCUAUUUUAUGCAUGUAUAUUAAGCAUUUUUUGGGAAAAUAGCAGUUAUGCAUUUAGGAUAAUUAUGAGAAGACAUAAGGGAUUCGUUCAUAUGCUUAUUGCAAGUAUUAUAUUGCAUUAUACGUGUUGGAGUUAAAUGAAUCAUCCACUCAAAAACUAUUUUGGUAUUUCCAUUAGUCCAAUGUUGAUACAGUCCCAAAAUGUUUUUGCAUGUCAGCAGUCAAGUUAAGAUAUUGGACUUUCAAGAAGCAAAGUGUAACUUGCCACAUCAUCAUCACUUGCCACAUCAAGAUGAGUCUGGAUCAAGUGGACUAAUGAAAAAACAAAAGAUUUGGAGUGUAUUAUUCCUUUAAGUUAAGUGCUACCCUAUAAAGCAGGGGUGUCAAACUCAUUCCAUGAAGGGCCUAGUGUCUGCACGUUUUUGUUUUUUCCUUUCAAUUCAGACCUCGACAACCGGGUGAGCGGACACUCUGCCCUCUGUGGAAUGAAUUUGACACGUGCUGUAAACAAUAGUUAUGAUUGUUUACUGCUGACCCAAAUGACCCCUACUGAUGUAAAUGUGUUACUAUUAUCAAGCAAGUUGGAAAGAAAUGCACACACACUUUACUUAAACAUUAACUUAAGCUUAGACUAAAUCGGUAUCGUCGAAGAUCCGUGCUAGACCGUGAUUGAAAUUUAAAGGCAAUGUUCCCAUGUUCGCGGAGACUGCUUUCACAGUAAACGCUGCAUAUGUUGGCUCAAUCGGAAAUGAUCUUUAAAUUUCAAUUGCGCUAUAACACAGAUCUUCCACAAUAAGGGUUGAAUCCAGCCCUUAAACAUAACUUGAUUCUUAAGUAUGUUAAAUCAAAGUAAGUAUGCACUACAUUACUCACCAAUGAAAUUAGGUGAUUGCACGUGUUGCUGACAUUGGUAAACAAUAAUUGUGCAUUGCCGUUGAUGUGUUAACAGAAUGUACGCGUUCAGGACUCCAUGAUACGGAGAAGUCAACAGCUUGUUUAUUAUUUUAACACAUAUAGCUUCACAUGCAGUAUAGUAUAAUAAUGUUUAAGGGGCCAGUGCCUGAGUAAGGGGAUGUUGCGUUAUUAAUGAGAAGAAUGACACUGUACUCUAUGCAUUACAAUGCUCAAAUGUUUCAAAAUAAUAUAGCAUGCUUUUGUUAAUUGAUACUCUCCCAAAAUGGGUAACAACGAUGUCAUUUGGUUGGUGCAUAUUGUUAGUAAUGUACAUUUAUUCUUCAUGAUGUUUACCUAAAAUCACAUGCCUAUUCAAAAGUACAUUCUUGUGCCAGCUGCAUUGAUGCAUGUGUACAAUAUUUGAUACAUUUGAGGGUAAAAAAAGUUUUUUAUUCUUGGCUUAGUUCACCUGUUUUUUUCUCUUUUGGAAAAUAAUUGGUGGAACAUGUAACAUGGCAUUAAUGGAUAACCUCCUGUGUUGGUCUUUCUUGUGGUGAUAUCACAGAGGAGAAGGUUCGUUUAGAACAAUUGAGAGAAUCCUGAUGGAUAGCAUCACAAUUCCAGACUGAGUCAUCUGGAGCUCUAUCUUGAUUGCACACAACAACAACAAAAAUCACUUUAUCUGCACUGAUUGGAAAAGACUUGAAAGAUGAAAAUAAUAUGGCGGAAGCUCUUAACGUGGUCAGUUCUUUCAGAUCAGUGCGAUAAAGGAGAGGGCGCUAGGAGAGGACGGACAUUUUAGACAAUUGAGAAAGAUCCUACCAGCUAUUCAGCUAGUCCCCGAGUGCAUCCCAAAUGGCACUCUAUUCCCUAUAGGUCACCUGGUCAAAAUUAGUACACUAUAUAGGGAAUAGGGUGCCAUUUGGGAUGCGAACCUUCUAUGCAUGAGCCUGGUCAGUAAAACCUAAUCAUGUACCAACACCUUGUUUUUAAAGGCCCAGACUCCCAGCCACACACCCCCAAGUCCCGUAAUGCACCAAAAAAAACUUAAAGCUGAUUGAUUCUCUGUGGAUAUCCGCAAAAAGUAAGGCACCCCCUGAAAAAAUAAAAAAUAUUAUAAUAACUCUCACACUAAAGUAGUGUACUGAGCCUUCACUAGUCCUGUAUUAGCAGACCGAAAUAGCUGUCUGUAGUGCGGACAAAACGAAAUAUUCAGCACCCCCGCGGCUAUGCUCUGUUGAUUUCUUUAAAACGUGAGCAUGAUUACUUCAGACAUGUUUAAACAACGUGAAACUAUUUUUGUGGUCAGUUCAGGUGAGCUGCCUAGUAUCACUGUGUAUGUACAUACUACUUUAAUGUCAUGUGAAGAGAGAGAGAGAGAAUUGGUUACACUUGAAGGGUACAUGCAUAAGGACUUGUUGACAGUUGACAAGCAUUUAGUAAAGGUACUGCUUAUGAAUGCAGUAUAUGGGUAAUGAAGUGCUUAUGUAGUUACCCUUCAAGUAAAGUGUUACUAAAAGACCAACCAUUAAUAUAAAUAUAUAAUGAGGACAGUAAUGUGAUUUAUGCACAUGUCACAUUAUUCAGAUGUUUUCUGUAAUGAUACUGUAAAUGUAAUUGCAAGCACAAAAGAGAGUAUUUGUAAAGAAAUGUAAAAUACUAUUUAUAAUAAAUGAUAUUUUAUACA
Molecule: messenger RNA, 11825 nt
Organism: Salvelinus fontinalis (brook trout)
Lineage: Eukaryota; Metazoa; Chordata; Actinopteri; Salmoniformes; Salmonidae
Product: potassium voltage-gated channel subfamily H member 1-like
Exons: 14
Coding region: 424-3300 (958 amino acids)
Biological process (GO): potassium ion transmembrane transport; regulation of membrane potential
Cellular component (GO): membrane
Molecular function (GO): delayed rectifier potassium channel activity
Source: RefSeq, a predicted model, not a curated record